AUGGCAAAAUUUCGAAAGAAGAGCUUUCUCAAGAAGGUCCUGCAAAAUCUGGGCACAGCGACAAGUGAUGCAGAAAUUGAAAGCAUGAUAACGAAUGCUGAUUUAAACCAAAACGGCUUUGUAGAAUUUGAAGAAUUUGUAAAUCUGAUGAAGAACUACUGUCCUUCCAUGAGCUCUUCCCAGUCCAUUAUUGAUGCAUUUAACGUCUUCGACAUUGACGGAGACAAAUUUAUCAGUCGAGAAGAGAUCCGGGUGACGAUGUCACGAUUAGGUCAAAAUUUGACGUCUCGGGAGCUGGACGAAAUGGUCGCAGAAUGA
Oikopleura dioica is the source of this 318-nucleotide messenger RNA. The record is from the annotation of a GenBank genome assembly. NCBI's taxonomy places the organism in Eukaryota, Metazoa, Chordata, Appendicularia, Copelata, Oikopleuridae.